CAAUCCACUUUGCUUUGAGGUGGACCGGGCGGUUGUACGCAUGUGCAGCGCAGGCGGUAGUGUGUGAGAUGAAAAGAGAGGUAAACAGCUAACAGUUGGCAUCUUAAAACGGAUCAGAAAUGGAGGCACAGAAAGAUUUGCAGCCACCCAAGCAACAACCUAUGAUCUACAUAUGCGGAGAAUGUCACACUGAAAAUGAAAUAAAGGCCCGUGAUCCAAUCCGAUGCAGAGAGUGCGGCUACAGGAUCAUGUACAAGAAGAGAACAAAGAGAUUGGUUGUUUUUGAUGCCAGAUGAAGAAGAGAGGAGCAGCUGUUUUGAUUGUUAUUGUUGUGUUCUAUUUUUGUGGUGCAAGAGCAUGUAAAUAGACUUUCAGCCCUGACUCCAGAUUUCUGAAUUAUGGUUAAAAGCUACCAUUUUCAUGUUUUGUUUUGUUUUGGGUUUUUUGCCCCAGAGUGAUGGCUGAAAGUUUUGGUUUAUUAAAAACAUGAUUUUCACUGA
Molecule: messenger RNA, 500 nt
Organism: Lates calcarifer (barramundi perch)
Lineage: Eukaryota; Metazoa; Chordata; Actinopteri; Centropomidae
Gene: polr2k
Product: RNA polymerase II, I and III subunit K
Exons: 4
Coding region: 120-296 (58 amino acids)
Biological process (GO): DNA-templated transcription
Cellular component (GO): RNA polymerase III complex; RNA polymerase II, core complex; RNA polymerase I complex
Molecular function (GO): zinc ion binding; DNA binding; DNA-directed RNA polymerase activity
Source: RefSeq, a predicted model, not a curated record